UUUCUUAUUUACGCCUGCCUGCUGCUUUUCUCUGUGUUGCUGUCUCUGCGUUUGGAUGACAAAAUUCAGUGGAGUUACUGGGCUGUAUUUGCUCCCAUAUGGCUGUGGAAGUUAAUGGUGAUUGUUGGUGCCUCAGUGGGAACAGGAGUAUGGGCCCGAAACCCACAGUAUCGAGCAGAAGGAGAAACCUGUGUGGAGUUCAAAGCGAUGUUAAUUGCAGUGGGCAUCCACCUGCUGCUGCUGAUGUUUGAAGUUCUGGUGUGUGACAGGAUCGAAAGAGGAACUCAUUUCUGGCUCCUGGUCUUCAUGCCAUUAUUCUUUGUGUCCCCAGUGUCGGUUGCAGCUUGCGUGUGGGGAUUUCGACAUGACAGGUCUCUGGAGCUGGAAAUCUUGUGUUCAGUCAAUAUUCUACAGUUCAUAUUUAUUGCGCUCAGACUAGAUGAGAUCAUCAGAUGGCCGUGGCUUGUGGUUUGUGUUCCCCUGUGGAUCUUGAUGUCCUUUCUGUGUCUGGUAGUGCUCUAUUACAUCGUAUGGUCUGUGCUGUUCUUGCGCUCUAUGGAUGUGAUUGCUGAGCAAAGGAGGACACACAUAACAAUGGCUGUCAGCUGGAUGACGAUUGUAGUUCCACUGCUCACGUUUGAGAUCUUACUAGUACACAGACUGGAUGGACAUAAUUCUUUUUCUUUCAUACCCAUAUUUGUUCCUCUCUGGCUGUCACUGAUAACUUUAAUGGCAACAACAUUUGGACAAAAAGGAGGAAAUCACUGGUGGUUUGGAAUUCGCAAAGACUUUUGCCAGUUCCUGCUUGAAAUUUUCCCAUUCCUACGAGAAUAUGGAAAUAUUUCUUAUGAUCUUCAUCAUGAAGAUAAUGAGGAAACAGAAGAAACACCACUGCCUGAACCACCGAAAAUUGCACCAAUGUUUCGAAAAAAGACUGGAGUGGUCAUUACACAGAGUCCUGGAAAAUACGUGAUUCCACCUCCCAAAUUAAACAUUGAUGUGCCAGAUUAAGACGACAGUAGCAUAUUAAACUUGAACUGGGAAUCAGCA
Mesitornis unicolor (brown roatelo) is the source of this 1050-nucleotide messenger RNA. It is a transcript of the gene TMEM185A, whose product is annotated as transmembrane protein 185A. The record is from RefSeq and is a predicted model, not a curated record. The transcript has 6 exons. The coding region runs from base 115 to 1011 and encodes 298 amino acids. NCBI's taxonomy places the organism in Eukaryota, Metazoa, Chordata, Aves, Mesitornithiformes, Mesitornithidae.